Molecule: messenger RNA, 3304 nt
Organism: Hylaeus anthracinus
Lineage: Eukaryota; Metazoa; Arthropoda; Insecta; Hymenoptera; Colletidae
Product: tubulin monoglutamylase TTLL4-like
Exons: 4
Coding region: 1-1881 (626 amino acids)
Biological process (GO): microtubule cytoskeleton organization; protein polyglutamylation
Cellular component (GO): cilium
Molecular function (GO): tubulin-glutamic acid ligase activity; tubulin binding
Source: RefSeq, a predicted model, not a curated record
AUGCAGGCUGACCUCGGCCAUCCUGAUCCAUGCAAAUUCGAAAACAUCGCCAACCAAUGCGCCGCGACGAGCACGCCAGGUGGAAUAAUUAACCUCGACAUCGACGAGGAAUGGCUGGUCUACGAGGUGCUCACCGAGAAGGCUCUCCUCCGUCCUAAAAGCGACUCGCCUAAUCGUCCAACGGCUACGUUGCGUGACAACGUCGUCCAUUCCGCGAACUUGGAGCCGCGGCGCCAACGACCGUCGAGAUUAACGAGGAACAAAAACGACGUUGGCGUGAACGCAUUCCAUCCGCGGAAUCGCAUCGAAACUAUCUUCGACGAGCGAGCACACGGCGAUAAGCUCUUGGACGACGUGUCGUCGUGUAUGAGAAAGAGCCUCUUUCACCACGUACCACCGUACGUUCUCUUUCAUAGCCACGAUCGCGGUUGCGGGAAAAAGUUGCCCAAGGAUUUCAUCAAACUUCUCAAAUGGAAGUUCUCCGCAGCCGCGCCGAAGAUCUUGUUGCAAAUUUUGAUUAACACCGGGUACCAAGUCGUGACGACGGACAACGAUUGGUCAGGUGUUUGGUACCCCUCCUUCAACGACACGUCGAGGUAUCGGAAUUUGAAAACGUUCCAAAAGGUAAACAGUCUACCAGGCUCGCACAACAUGGGCAGCAAAGACUUGCUGUGCAUGAACCUGAACAGAAUGACGAAGAAAUUCGGUCCCGAAGAGUUCAAGUUCAUGCCUCAAACGUUCGUUCUGCCCGAGGAAAUGCAAAAGUUCGAAAGCGCGUGGCAGAGAUACGGCAUUGGCAGCACGUGGAUAAUCAAGCCACCGUCGGCGGGUCGUGGUCAGGGUAUCAAGAUCAUCAAUCAGUGGUGGGAGAUUCCGAAGUGGCAUUCGGUAAUCGUUCAACGAUACAUAUCCAAACCGAAGCUGAUCAACAGCUCGAAAUUCGAUUUGCGGGUUUACGUUCUUGUGACCAGCAUCAAUCCCACGAAAAUUUACAUCUACAAGGAAGGCUUGGUGCGUUUUGCAUCGGUCAGGUACGUCCGCGACACGAACCUAAGCGACAAGUACAUGCACCUGACCAACACCAGCGUGAACAAGCUGAAUCCUGCCUACGUGAGCAACGACGGUGUGAAUUCGUUCAAGAGUCAUAAAUGGUCCCUGGGGUGUUUGUGGUCGCGCUUGCGGGAAGAAGGUGUGGACGUGGCUGAGCUGUGGUCCAAGAUAAAGGACAUCGUCGUUAAGACGGUGAUAGCCGCUGAAUCGAGCAUGAACGCAGCCAUUAAGGAGAACCUAGUCUCGAGUUACGCUUGUUACGAAUUAUAUGGGUUCGAUGUACUCCUCGAUGAGAAUUUGAAGCCGUGGCUCCUCGAAGUCAACACGCUGCCGUCCUUACAAACGGACUCGCAGCUCGAUACUGCUGUUAAGGGUCAUCUCAUGAGGAACGUUUUGAACAUGGCUGGCUAUCAGAUACCAAAAACUGAUCUAACUUCCAACGGUGGACGCUACGGAAAGUACGAUUCGAUAGCGCACGACUGCGCGUUAUACAGCGCGACGUUGAAUUUUUGGGAGAGAGUCAAACAGAACGAAAUCAACGUUAUACGAAAUCGAGACGAGUAUCUGGAUCGAAUCGUCGAGAAUCUGACGCGGGACGAUCUGAGGCAGCUUAUUCGCUACGAAGACGAACUCGCGGAGGUGGGAAAUUUCGAGAAAAUAUUCCCCACGAACCAAUCGUACGGGUACUUGAAAUUUUUCGAGGUGGAAAGGUACUACGAUCGACUAUUGGACGCUUGGGAAAAUCGUUACUCCGAGAGAAGGGAGGAAGCCGUUAGAAGACUGAACAAGUACUGCGAGCAGAUGCGACAUCUGAAUCCAGGUUCCGUUUGAACGAGAUUUUCUGCUUUUAUGCAGGCGGUGGUUGGUAAAGUUAUACUCUAGCUAUGGCGAUUAAUUACACUCUCCUAGCUAAUAAAAAUGAUGAGUGACUAAUAAAAACACUUCUACACCUUGGGGUUUUGCUACAUCCGUAUCUUUCACACAAGAAAAUUAAAAUAGAAAUUGUGGAUCUUACGAACCCCUUACACUGUAUUAUUAAAUAUUUGGACAACGUUUAACUGAAUAAUAAUUAUUAGAAAAUAUGUUGCCAUUUCUAUUCAGCCAGAAAAUUGAAAACAAGCCUGCCAGGUAAGCAUUUGAACUUUCGAAUGAAAAUCACUUUCGAUCUACAUGUCGGCGCUUAUCAUAUUAGCCAAUGCGAUUAAUGCGAGCCUACACCUUGGUCAACGAUUAAGAUACGAAAUGCAUAACACGACUGGAGAUUGUGCAAGUUAUUUUGUCUUGCCGACCGUUUGAUGUCAAUGGAAUCCUAUAAAGUCGGACGAAACCCUACGCCUGUUAAUCUACUUUGGUCGAACGUUGCGUAACACCAUAACCACGAGGUACCAACAUUACCGUCGCAUUAACUACAUCGGUCACGUUGACGUCAUCUCGCCGUUUACAACUACCCUUUUCAACCGAGUAUCCGUUUCCAUGCCAACGUCCGUCAUCGAGUUACGAAUAACCCAAUGUCCACUGCGAAUUUCACAUUCAACGGAAUGUUAGUACAAAGGCGGCAGCUCGAAAAGUUGAAAGUAACCGAGACGCUAUCUUUACUUUUCGCGUCUUCCAGCGUCGAAUCGUUUCUGUUUGUACAGGUGCGCGAUUUUCAAAUGAAUCGAUCUCGUCGUAUCGUUGACUCUUGCAAUAAGGCUCCCGUUUGAAUAACGCUAAAUCCGUCGACGUUGAGCGCGAUUGUUUACAAUAGAACUGACAAUGAGGCGAUGAUCAUUCACCUCGAAAUAGCUAGACUGGCUAAACAUAGACGUAAACGCAAUGACUCAUUUUGCAAUUUCAAAGUGAACGGAGUAAUUGAAUAAAAUUCGCGUUACUCAACCGCCCGCAUGGCCGAUAAUGCGCAUCGGCUGUGGCGUUCGAGGCCUACGAUAAUUUACGAUAAAGGUAGACGCGACAUUGUGCGGUUUAGAUGAUUUGUCGGACAGUUUCACACUGCUGCGAUUAAUCGUUUCGAAAUUACACGAUUUCAGUAUAGACGUCGAUUUAACGAUCAAUUUUAAUGGACAAAAAAGAAGGUAUGGCGAAAAAUUGUGCAGCACCAAAUGUACUGUACUGUCUCUCGUGCAGUAUACAUAUAAUUUGACGUUUUGCCCUGCAUGACUGUCAACCUUUCUGAAUGGUGACUUCUUUAUAUAAAAAGAGAAUUUAAAUUAUACGAAUACUAUACUUGUAAAUGAGCCGUUCAUUGGAUAAAUCG